Messenger RNA from Quercus lobata, 1327 nucleotides. Its product is annotated as RNA-directed DNA methylation 4-like. The transcript has 7 exons. Lineage: Eukaryota; Viridiplantae; Streptophyta; Magnoliopsida; Fagales; Fagaceae. The record is from RefSeq and is a predicted model, not a curated record. Bases 53 to 1177 code for a protein of 374 amino acids.
CGGUGAAAGAGAGAGAAAAAAGAGAGAGGCGGUAAAGAAGGGUGACGAAUCCAUGGAGUUGGAGAAGGACCAACUAGGUCCGCUUAACAAGCGAUUCAAGCAGGACCCAUCUCUACAGCCUACAAUGGAGUCUGUCACAGAACCAGCAGAAGCUGAUUCCAAGUCCAUAUGUGAGCCGAGCAUACAACCACCCUCAGUUCACUCAUCAGAUUUAGGUGUGACAGAAGCUGAUCAGCUAGAUCACCAUAAGCACAGCCCAUCUCUACAGGCAACAAUGGAGUCUGUAACAGAAUCAUCCGACUCCAUUUCGGAGUUCCCAUGUGAGUUGAGCAUACAAGAACCAUCAGAUCAAGCAUCGGAUUCAUUUUUUUUCGGAAAUGGUUCGUGCAAGAUAGCGGUUGAAAAGAUUUUUCUCUCUUAUCCUGACUGGAACUCGAAGGCAGUUCUCAUGGAAAAGCUUAAGGAUAGUGGGCUUGAACUAGACAAGGUUGCUCAGGAUUUUGAUAAGCUAACUCCACCAGAGUCUUCUAAAAACAUUAUUUUUAGGUUUAUCCAUUAUGAUGAUAAAAGUUAUUCCUUCGCUUGGAUUGAAAAAAUCACUGAUGCAAUGAAAGCUAAACCUAGGAAGAUUCAGCUUCGGAAGCAUAAUGGUAGGAGAAAAUUUAAUUAUGCCAUACCUAUAUAUGAUCCAACCGUCGACAGCGAUGCGUUUGAUCUAAUUUUAGAUGACGUUGAAAAAUGCUACUGGCCUAUGGUUUUAAGGAGAGCUCUUCACGAUGAUGAAGACUAUGGAGACAGCUAUAAAAGUGACGAAGAUUAUGUUGAAGUUGUGAAUGAAGAUGCUGUUGAAGUUGUGAAUGAAGAUGCUGUUGAAGACGAAAAUGAAGAUGCUGAUGAAGAUGAUGAUUAUGAAAUCAAGAAUAGAGAUAGAUUUGACUUACAAGAAAUCAGAAAUGAAGAUGCUGUUGAAGACGAAAAUGAAGAUGCUGAUGAAGAUGAUGAUUAUGAAAUCAAGAAUAGAGAUAGAUUUGACUUACAAGAAAUCAGAAUGAGAAUGUGCUUUAAACCCAAAAAAAGCUAUAAAGAAGACGACGAUGACGAUGACGAUAACGAUGAUGAAGAUGAUGAUGAUGAUGAUGAGGAGGAGGAGGAGGACGACGACAACGACGACCACUAAUUUUACGAUCCAUAUUUUUAGCAUUACCAUUUUAAACAAUGUUGAAGGUGAUUAUGGUAGAGUUUCAGCUAGAGUUAAAUUUGUCAAUGAAGAUUCUAAUGAUGAAAUUAACUAUGAAUAUGAAAGAAGAAGAGGCUUGAAGUGGCUUAA